Molecule: messenger RNA, 1146 nt
Organism: Zerene cesonia (dogface butterfly)
Lineage: Eukaryota; Metazoa; Arthropoda; Insecta; Lepidoptera; Pieridae
Exons: 1
Source: RefSeq, a predicted model, not a curated record
GAUAGCGUAAAAGACCCAAAUUUCGAAAUCAAUUGUAAUAAUAAAAGUUCAAGCUCAGAUAGUAGCUCUAGUCGUCUAACAGCAAGAAAGCGUAUUAGACGAGAUUCCCAUUUGUCGGCUAUGGAACAGAAGCAACAACCGCAACCUUUAGCAAAUAUUGAAACUCCUGGGCAAUCCGGAUGCAUGAUAGAAAAUGAUGAUCAGAUUCCAUCUACGUCUAAAGGUAUACUGCAGCGUAGGAUGUCUUUAUCCUCCAAUUCAUCUUCAUCGACUUCCGAUAGUAGCAGUUCUAGUUCUAGUAGCAGUGGCAACAGUAGCAGUUCUAGUUCCAAUUUAUCCAAUUCCAAUGAGGUAUUUGCCUCUUUGCCUAGUGAACAAGAAAACGUCGAAAAUGAAGUUUCUGAGCUGGCUAAGAGUCCCAUACCUAAAUAUACUAAAAAACGUAAAUCCUGCGUUGACGAAUGGUUGACAAAUAAGGCAAAAACAAUGAGAAAUACCGGAAAGCCUUACACUUCUCGUUCUAAGACAAGAAAAAAUAUUCCUGCAAGAUGUUUAAAACCUCCGUGUGGUGAAAAAUGCAAAUUAGAGUGUACUAAAAAAAUAACGGAUGCCAUGAGAACUAAAAUAUUUGAUUGUUACUGGCAAUUAGGAGACUUGGCUCUACAGCGCAAUUUUAUACAUAAGCAUAUUAAACCGAUCAUCCCUGCAUUCAGAUUUUUCGGUAAAGCUCAGCCCAGAAAAGUUAACCACAGUUUUUAUUUUGAAGUUGAUGGACAAACUAUUCGAGUAUGCAAAACUUUUUUCAGAGCAACAUUAGAUAUUAAUGAUCGUGUUAUAAGAACUGUGAUUGCCAAGUCUGAAGAUGGUUUCUUGAAACAAGAUAUGAGAGGUAAGCAUUGUAACCAUAAAAAAGUUGCGGAGUCUAUUCGACAGGGUAUAAGACGACACAUCGAAUCAAUACCACGUAUGGAAUCCCAUUACAUACGAAAAGAUUCAUCUAGGGAAUAUAUUGAUGGAGGAAAAUCACUUAGUGAUCUUUACAGAGAUUAUAAAUCCCUUUGCGAAUCGAAUGACGAGCCAUAUGCAAACGAAACUUUAUAUUCAAGGAUAUUUAACGGAGAAUACAAUAUCAGUUUUUUUAAGCCA